GUGAGACGGAUUGCUCCAAUUAAUUGGGAUUUGGUGAGGGAGCUGGAGAUGGAGCUAAAUCGUCAGUGGGAGGCGGAAGAGAUCUAUUGGCAGCAAAAGUCGAGGGUCCAUUGGCUCAAAAAAGGGGAUACAAACACAUCUUACUUUCACACAGUCACUCGCGCUCGACGUAAACGCAAUUUUGUUGCGGGUCUCCAUAAUGAGGAAGGUGAAUGGAUCACAGAGGAACGUGGAAAGGCUGACAUAGCCAACAAUUUCUACCAACACCUUUUUACGUCUAAAUCCCAGGUUGGGAAUAUGGAGGCCAGGAUUGCCGAAUUGCCUAUUGAUCGUAGGGUGACCGAGGAUAUGAAUGCGGCCCUUACUGCUUCGGUCCUUCCUGAGGAAAUUCGGAAAACUGUUUUUUCCAUGGGCUCGAAGCAGGCCCCAGGAUCGGAUGGUUUCACGGGGAAGUUUUUCAAGGCUUUUUGGUCCUUGGUGGGAGAUUCGGUGGUUAAUGCUGUCAGGUCUUUCUUUGACACAAGUAGGCUGCUUCGCAGCUUUAAUCACACUUGGCUCACCCUAAUACCCAAGGUGGAUAAUGUGGAGAAUAUGCGGCAACUCAGGCCAAUUAGUAAGAAUGUCCUCCUGUCUGACCAGGAAUUCCUUGCUGAAAUUUUGGGGGUUGGGGCGGUCGGGGUGCAUGACAAAUAUUUAGGGUUGCCCACGUUGAUUGCUUAGUCAAAAGUGGCUACGUUUCGCUUCUUAGAGGAGAAGUUGUUGAGUAGGCUGUAGGGAUGGAAGCAAAGGACCCUUUCUUGGGCAGCCAAAGAAACGCUGAUUAAAUCAGUCGCGUUGGCUCUUCCUCUGCAUGUGAUGUCCUAUUUUAAGCUCCCUCUGGCUUUGUGUCGGCUCCUGGAUAGCCAUGUGGCCAAGUUCUGGUGGGGUAUGGAAGGUGGGCGAUCCCGGAUUAGUUGGAUGUCCUGGCGCAACAUGUGUACCAGUAAGCAUGAUGGUGGUAUGGGUUUUCAUAGAUUUGAACAUUUCAAUCAGGCCCUUCUGGCUAAGAUUGGGUGGCAAAUCCUGUCGGAGCCUGACUCGCUGCUGGCCAAAGUCUACAAAGGUAAAUAUUUUCCGCGGGGGGGAUUUCCUCUCUGUUACAGCCAGAUCUCACCCAUCUUGGGGAUGGCAGAGUAUCUUGCAUGGUCGUCAGUUGCUCCUCCAAGGUCUCCGUUGGCAGAUUGGCGAUGGUACAACGACUCCGUUGUUAUCAUCGAAUUGGGUCCCUAGAAUUCACCCGGAUGGGCUGGUUUAUAACCCUCGUGUCCUUCCGGACGAGGCAGAACCUAAAGUGGACGCGGUGAUUAUCCAGGGGGCAGGGAGAUGGUGUGAUGAAAGUCUUAGCCAGUGGUUUCCUCCUGUUAUCUGCCAAGCUAUUAAGGCUAUUCCCCUCCCUCGUGAUACUGUUGCUGAUAAACUUAUUUGGCAUGAAUCCAGGGAUGGCCUCUUUUCGUUGAAGACGGCUUAUCAUCUUGCAGUCCGGUUGGAUAAGCAAGGGGGCAGAUGGAGAUCAAUGGCCAGUUGGAUGGAUUGGCCGAGCUGGAUCCGUUUGUGGAAUGCUGAUUUGCCUCCCAAGCUUAAAAUAUUUUUAUGGCAGCUUUUUCAUCGGCUCCUCCCUACCACGGAAGCCCUCAUCGAGAAGAAGGUUCAGGUGCUGCCUCGAUGCCCGGUGUGUUGGGCUGAGAAAGAAACUUUGGAGCAUCUGUUCCUCGAUUGCCCAGUUGCUCGGUCUCUUUGGGAGCAUUCUGGUUUAGAAGAUCUUGGGGAGGGCUUACCGCGGCAUACCUUUCCGCUCUUCCUCAAAAAGUUGAUGGUUUUGAUUCAUCAGCCUCAGAUGGUCAUGGCGGUGGUGGCAGUCCUUUGGCGUAUUUGGCGCUCCCGCAACUGGGUUGUCUUUGAAGGCAAGCAAUAUGGGAUCCCCGCCUUGAUGAGGCAAUUAAAUCAGCAAUACCUGGAAUGGGUUAAUUUACCAAAAGACCGUGUUAUGCCCACGCUUACCCCGCGCAUGGUGGGGGGUGGGACGGAGAGUGCUCCGAGUUUACUCACGUGUAUGUGGGAUGGAGCGACGCGGGGGGGUUCUCACUCGGCCGGGGGUAUGGUUCUCUUUGAUUCUGAGGGGCGGAUCCUUCAUGCCCGAGGGGUACAUUUCCCUGAUAUUGAUGAUCCCAUGACGGCAGAGUUGCUUACUUUGCGAGAGGGCUUGCGGUGGUGCCUAGAGUUGGGGUUUACAGAGGCAAAUUUUCAGGGGGACGCGCGUGUGGUCAUCGACAAGGUUAAUAACCGGGAUUCCUGUGACAACCAGGUCGGCGCCGUUCUCGAGGAGGUCAUCCAAUUUCUGGCAGUGCAUUCUUCGCUUAAUGUUCGUUUUGUAGGUCGGCGUAGCAAUAGGGUAACCCAUUUGGUGGCUAGAAAGGCCCUCUCUUUGUACCCGACUACAUGUCGAUCCUUUGAUUUUCUGGCCUGGUUGAAUUCCAGGAUAUAAUGAUUUUUUUUCAACCAAUAUGAUUAUCUUUUGUCAAAAUAAUAAUAAUAAUAAUAAUUCAUAUCCAGUUUUGAUUUAGAGGUGAACGGACCAAAUUUUUAUUAAAAUCCACACCCGACUCAACCCUUCAAUUAUAAAACCGGUUAAACUUUCUUGGAAUUCAAAACUCUCCAACAUCAGGUUCAUCUCGCAUUAGACCAUGUUGGAUGGUUGGAUACCCACAAAUUUGAGUUAUCUCUUGUGGCUUACACUAAAAAUGCAUCCUUUCUCAAAACAAGCCUUUUUUUUCUCUUAAACCUGUCCCAAAGCAAAAAACAUGACCCAAAGUCUAAAAUUCACAGUUGUGUACUUAACUUAGGGGAGGGAUUCGAUAAUCCGGUAAACGGUUUACUGUUUUACCGAACCGGUAACCGGCGGUAAACGGUAAACCGUUUACCGGCGGCAUCAGCGGCCGAGAGAAAAUAUGGGUGUGUCGGUAUACCGAAUCCGAUAUCGGUAAAUACCGACGGUAAGUUUAAUACCGAUACCGAACCCCAAUGGCCAAUGCUAUGCGUUUUGCCCCCAAUCCCUAUCCCUACUUUCUAAAAAAACUGCCUAGCGGGACCCAGCCGCCAUCCCCUCUUUUCUUCUUCAUUUUGGAAUCGCAGAGACCAGAGAGCCCCGCGCCUCUUCUCGUCUUCUUCAUCGGACGCCUCUCAAGAUUGCUGACAGACGACCAGCCGCAGCACGACGACGGCGAGUCGCGACGGCGCCGAGCUUCCAGAGACGAGCUUCCCUUGGCCCUGAGGUGACGGCGUCGAGCUUCCCCUGGCCGACGCGUGAGUCGUGACCAGCUCUUCCCUGCCGCCGCCAAGCCGCCACUACUUGCCUCCUAGCCUCCUCGCCGUCCUGCCAUCCUCGCCUCGACGCCUCCUGCCAUCCUUGGAGGUAAGAUUGAAUGAUUGGUUAGUGGGUGAUGAAAUCAUGAAAUUAUAAUGCAGAAGCCAAAACCCCAAGUGAUAGUAGUGGACUUCUUGCUGUUCAAGUUGCAGUGACAGAGUAAUGUGUAGCUAUAGGUGCACAUAAUUAACUACAUAUAUACACUGAUUUUCACAAUCCUUAUCCUCUGUGAAUAGUUAGUGAAUAAACAAAGGUAUGGCAUUCCACUUUCAGAGCUAUGAUGGAGUGGGAAGAUCAUCAUAUCUCCCAACAGAUCUUGGAGGAGUAAGCAAGUGGGUGCUAUAGAUGCUAGAUGGCCAAGCAACAACCUUAACAUAAUCAAAAAGAAUAUACCAGAAUCAUUCAAGUACUCAAGAUUUUGCUUUACAUGCCACUGUGAAUAGUUGAAAAGCACCCCCUGGAUCUCUUGGUUUCAAGCGGCUGAUACAUGCCCUUUGCGGUAAUUCGGUAAACCGGUUUGUAACCGUUUACCGGUAAUUCGGUAAUCGGUAAACCGGUUACAAACCGGUAUCGGUAAACGGUAAACAGUUUGGCCACCCUCGGUAUACCAAAACCGGUCCGUUUACCGACCGAUUCCCACCCCUACUCUUAACCAUCAUAAUGCCACAUCACCAAAUCACUGUCUGCAUGGACCAAAAAAAAAAAAAUAGUGACACUGUUGCGACACCAUAAUAUUGGUCAUAUUUUACAGGUGGCGUUGUGAGAAUUAUGUGGGCCUUUGGUCCAAGUAAAGUCCAAUGUUGGCC
Molecule: messenger RNA, 4206 nt
Organism: Linum trigynum
Lineage: Eukaryota; Viridiplantae; Streptophyta; Magnoliopsida; Malpighiales; Linaceae
Source: the annotation of a GenBank genome assembly